AUGAAAAUAACAAUUAAAAAUAUUCUAAUUCUUAUUUCAUACUUAUAUAUCAUUAUACAAUGUAUUGAGGCAAAUUUUGAAGAUACAAGAUGUCGCUGUGUAUGCCCAAGUGUUAGAAAUUUUGUCACGUCUGUAAAUGAAACAAGUGAAGAAUUGAAGAGACGAUAUUAUACAAAAACAAACAUAAAUGCUGAAAUUUGUAAUCCAACAAAUGUAGUAAAAAGUUCAAUAUCUGGUAUUAUAAACGAAAGUCAUGUUGAUGCUUUUUUAGCAAACUGUGAUUGUAAAUAUGAAUCUCGAAAUACGGUUUUAAUUAAAGUAGUUGUUAUCUUUGUCAUAACGGUUGUUAUUCUUCUUUCUGCCUACAUGGCAUUUUUAUUAUUCUUAGAUCCUAUGUUAAAAAAGAAAACUUAUGGUGUACCAUAUAGUCAACAACGUGAUGAUAGUCCAACGACAGAUGACAAUAUAUUUACUAGAAAUUCAACAAGAUCCGAAUCUCCUCAAACAAACUUUGUGACUCGACCUUCAGGUGUAAUAAGGCGUGUCGAAGCAGAACAAAGCAGAUGGAGUAGAAAAGUUGAAGAACAAAGAAGAACCGUUUUUCAAAAUCACACAAUGCUUAAUUAA
This is a messenger RNA of Strongyloides ratti, 627 nucleotides long. Its product is annotated as TMEM9 family-containing protein. The transcript is spliced from 2 exons. NCBI's taxonomy places the organism in Eukaryota, Metazoa, Nematoda, Chromadorea, Rhabditida, Strongyloididae. Gene Ontology annotation, cellular component: lysosomal membrane. The coding region runs from base 1 to 627 and encodes 208 amino acids. The record is from RefSeq and is a predicted model, not a curated record.